Messenger RNA from Oncorhynchus keta (chum salmon), 1589 nucleotides. RefSeq names its product intermembrane lipid transfer protein VPS13B-like. The record is from RefSeq and is a predicted model, not a curated record. Bases 44 to 946 code for a protein of 300 amino acids. The transcript is spliced from 5 exons. Lineage: Eukaryota; Metazoa; Chordata; Actinopteri; Salmoniformes; Salmonidae.
GCUGACUUCCAUCACCAACCUGGCUACCAGCCUGGCCAGGAACAUGGACCGGCUGUCCCUGGACGAGGAGCACUAUACCAGGCAGGAGGAGUGGAGGAGGCAGCUGCCUGAGAGCCUGGGGGACGGACUCAGACAGGGCCUGUCUAGACUGGGCAUCAGCCUACUGGGAGCGAUAGCGGGCAUCGUGGACCAGCCCAUGCAGAACUUCCAGAGGGGAUCAGAGAUGCAGAGUUCAGCAGGCAGCAAGGCCAAAGGGGUCAUCUCUGGAGUGGGGAAAGGCAUCGUGGGGGUCUUUACCAAACCUAUAGGGGGCGCUGCAGAGCUGGUCUCGCAGACGGGACACGGUAUCCUUCAUGGAGCUGGUCUCUGGCAGCUCCCCAAACAGCUGUACCUCCCAGUAGACCAGAAGUCAGCCCUCGCGCCCAACAGUCACGCCAAAUACGUCUGGAAGAUGCUCCAGUCCCUGGGUCGUCCAGAGGUUCACAUGUCCCUGGAGGUGGUGAUCGUGUCCGGGUCGGGUCAGGAGCAUGCUGGGUGUCUGCUGCUGACAGGGGAGGUGGUGUUUGUGGUCAGUCUGUCUGAAGACACACAGCAGCAGGCCUUCCCCAUCACCGAGGUGGCCUGUCAACAAGACCCCCACCACCUGGGGGCGCUGACCCUCACGCUGCAGCAGCAGAGACUCACCAACGAUGUAGAGGGUGACAGUGGGAGGGAGUGGUUGUCAGAGCAGCAGUAUGGUCGCCUGGUGGACUAUGUGACUCGUGCGUCUGCGUUCCUCUCCCCGUCGGCCUCGUCCCUCCAGCAGGCUCCUCCCAUCACCCCGGCGGAGCCUCCGCCCACCGUCACCAAGACCUACCGUUACCUGGUCAGCCCCGCCCACGCCGCCGUGUUCGUCUCCAAGUUCACCGUGGUCAAGAACAAGGCGCUGCGCAUCGGCUUCCACUGACACACACACCUUUAGAGAGACACGCCUGUACACACACACACCUUAACAGAGACCCUGACACACACACCUUUAGAGAGACACGCCUGUACACACACACACCUUAACAGAGACCCUGACACACACACCUUUAGAGAGACACACCUGUACACACACACACCUUAACAGAGACCCUGACACACACACCUUUAGAGAGACACGCCUGUACACACACACACCUUAACAGAGACCCUGACACACACACCUUUAGAGAGACACACCUGUACACACACACACCUUAACAGAGACCCUGAUACUCACUCAUACACACACACCUUAACAGAGACCCUGACACACACACCUUAACAGAGACCCUGACACACACUCGUACACACACACCUUAACAGAGACCCUGACACACACACCUUAACAGAGACCCUGACACACACACACACCUUAACAGAGACCCUGACACACACACCUUAACAGAGACCAUGACACACACUCACACACACACACCUGAACAGAGACCCUGACACACACACCUUUAGAGAGACACACCUGUACACACACACACCUUAACAGAGACCCUGACACACACACCUUUAGAGAGACACGCCUGUACACACACACACCUUAACAGAGACCCUGACACACACACCUUAAC